Hypanus sabinus (Atlantic stingray) is the source of this 991-nucleotide messenger RNA. RefSeq names its product cell surface glycoprotein CD200 receptor 2-like. The transcript is spliced from 7 exons. Lineage: Eukaryota; Metazoa; Chordata; Chondrichthyes; Myliobatiformes; Dasyatidae. Gene Ontology annotation, molecular function: signaling receptor activity. The record is from RefSeq and is a predicted model, not a curated record. Bases 29 to 991 code for a protein of 320 amino acids. Gene Ontology annotation, biological process: regulation of neuroinflammatory response.
UGUAAAAUCAAGCAAAGUGUUUGAGAGAAUGUGGCUGGCAAGAGAAUUAGUUAACGCCAAAAAGAAUAGCUUGAUCGCUGCGUGCAUUCAAGUUGCUAUGAUUGCGACUUUCUUCUUAACUGCCCGUUCACUUGAAAAUCAAGUUCAUACUGCGCAUAUAACCACUGUCUUGGGAGACAAGAUCAGUUUGAACUGUUCUGCUAAUCAUCUGUCUGAAGAAAUUACAAUGAUCAAAUGGAGUCGGUCAACAGGAACAACAUCCGAAAACAUUCUAUCCUAUGGUAGCCAAGGCAAAUUGCAUAGGUUCCUCGAAGAUGAUAGACUAACAAUUUCAUCUUCUGACGGAACUGUUCUCCAGAUACAGCCAGUAAACCUAAUGGAUGAAGGAAAUUACACAUGUGAAAUUUCAGCUCUCGAGGGAGUUUUUCGAGACCAUUUUUUCUUAGUCAUAAUAGUCCCACCAGUUGUCAUGGUGAAUGUCACUAUUUUACCAAAUGGACUCAAGAAGUUGAAAUGCAUUGCUUCGAAAGGUAAACCAGCAGCAACUAUUGCCUGGAAAGAGAAUAUUGUUGGAAAUUUCACAGACAUUUUGACUGAUAAUGAUAAUGGCACUGUGACUGUGGAAAGCCAGCUCAUUACAGCUAUCAACUUCACUGAGGAAGACCAAAUCUGCUUCAUAAAACACCCAGCAUUUAAUGAAAUUCAAAACCACACCAUCUCUAUCGGCAUGAAUACAGCCAAGACCAGGUUGAUUUCUCAAAAAUUAAUUUACACUUUAAUAUCAUGUGCAUCAGCCAUCGCACUUGGGAUGGUUGUGGUGAUGAUAUGCAUUAUCAAGAAAAGAAAUGCAGUUCCGGCAAUAAUCACUGAAAACACCCAGAUGAUAAAUCUCCCCCUUCCACAUUCAGGGAGAAGAAAACAACUUCGAAUGGUUAAAGAUCCAAUUUAUCAGAAUACAUCCCACAUGAAAAGAUACCAACAUUCUGGUUAA